GAGAGGGAGGGAGGGAGACAGAGAGAGGAGUAAGCAGGCAAAGCUGUCAAACGCAACUCAAGAGUCCAAAGAGACCAGAGGACUGGUGGGACAGAGGGAUGUCGCUGGUCACUAAGAGCUGAAAUAUUUUAAAUACCUUAUAUUGCAGAGUCAUACAGCUCACACAGGCAGUUAAAUCGGACUUUUAGCUGGACAUCUGUGUGCUUGGCUGUGGAGGUGACAGGCUGGAUGCCAUGAACCCGCUGCUGCCCGCAGAUACGGAGGUGAUGGAGCGAGAGGCGGACAAGGAUGCGAGGAGGAAGAUCCAGUUCUCCGUGCCGUCCUCCGUGCCCACCCAGCUGGACCCGCGACAGGUGGAGAUGAUUCGACGUCGGAGGCCGACACCAGCCACACUCUUCAGAUUGACUGACCCACCAUCACCAGAGGAGGACAUUGGCCCUCACCAGUGGGUGCUGGGGGAAAAUGGAGCCUUGAAAGCCAAACUGGUUCACACGUCAACCUACCAGCCACCCUCACUUAAAGCUGUCCAGAGGAUGGCCCAGGCCCACCUGUCCUCCUUAGACAUGUCUUCUGUGGACAAAGAGGAGUCCUCUUCUGGGGAGGAAGAGGAGGAACAUGAGACGGAGAGCCAGCAGACAACCACAGCUACAGAUCUAAGGGAAGAAAGCAAACCACUCAGAGAUCAGUGUGCUUCGCUAGACAGUUUGACUGGAAGUGCUGAUCUCCGCCGUCACCACAGAGACGAAGAAGAGGCCAAAGAAAGAGAGGAAGGAAAAGGAGAAUGACAAAAGAAGAGGACUCCAAUGGGGAAAGACUUGCAUAGCACACAUAUAGGCCAUGUGUGUGCGUGCAUGGGUGUACGUAUGAGUGUGUGUUAUUUGGGUCUGUGAGUGUGUGCAUGCAUACAACAAAAGAGUUGAAUGUAGAAAAGAGAGAGAGAGAGAGACGAACACAGACGUGCAUUGAGGAAGGUCAGAAUAUUAAUGAGCAGGUAUGAGGAAAAGUUUAACCUGAGACUUGUGAAGGACAUCACACACGUCAGCCGAGGAAGCCAGGGCUAAAUUCUAGUCAGCCAAGGACACUGCACAAGAAAUAUGAGAACUGGUAAGAACUGUGGCAUUUUCUCAAGCAAAUACAUGUGAUUCAAUUCUGAGACUUGCUUCUUGGGUAGUUUUUCCAGAAAACUAUAUCCAUGUGUGAAGAAUAAGAUUUUGAAUCACCUUUAUUCACAUCAUGUACAGGGCAUGUCACUUAGUGAUACUGGUGCUAAAAUACACAUCUCAAGAACAAUUAGAAAGGGCAGAUGAUGCACACAGCUCAAGAUAACUUCCAGUUGUUGCAGGUGGCAACAAACAUACAUUUGCAGAUAACAUAAAGACCAUCUUAUGCAUAUUUUACAAACAUGUAAGAUCCAAUUGUAUCUGUAGUGUCAUGGUCAAAGUGAAAAAAUGUUUGAGGGCCCUGAUCUCAUACAGUUUGUCCAGAGAUACACGAUAUACUACAGUAUGAUAAAUAUACAGUAAAGAGGAAUAGGCGGCAGAGCCAAUCCCUAUUGGAAUUUAACCCAGAAACUGUAGAGUUGCUUCUAAAGUUAUAAAACAACUCUUUCAGUUUGCUUUCUUCAACCUUGUAGACAUUUCCAUGCAAGGUCAAGGAAAUCAGAGGAGGAUGGAUUACAGAUGAUUUGAGCACAGCCACAGCAGACCAGAUUAAGUCAUAUCAGACUGAUUCAGCUAAUCAUGAUAAUGCAGCACAGUUUUUCUGGUUUGAUACUAUACACAGGCUUUUUGUAACAUGGCGAUUAUGGCAAGCAUGAUCUGUUUGGGAUGGCAGAGAUGAAAGGUAGGAACUGAGAGAUGACCUAUUUUUUCAAAAACAACAUAUAUAUGAUGAGUGUGAAGAUUCAUUCUUGACCUUGUAUAUAAAUUAUGUUUUGUGUUGGUUGCUAAUAAAACAAUUAUAAUGGGCUGUUGGUGUUGGUGUGAUUGUAUGUCUGUAGAAUUAACCUGUAUUAAUGUACAAUGCUCUAAUCAUAUUUCUUUUCUGAAAAAAAUAAAUCCAAAACACUCUAUUUGGCAUUUCAGUUACCACAUGGAGUCAUCAUGUAAUUUUGGAUAUGUAACAAAGUGUUUGAAUACAGCAAAUGACAGUGAGUUUUAUUAAAUGAGGACCCUGAGCAAGUUUUUGCACUUUUA
This is a messenger RNA of Siniperca chuatsi (mandarin fish), 2195 nucleotides long. RefSeq names its product protein phosphatase 1 regulatory subunit 1B-like. Gene Ontology annotation, cellular component: cytoplasm. The transcript is spliced from 5 exons. Gene Ontology annotation, molecular function: protein phosphatase inhibitor activity. Lineage: Eukaryota; Metazoa; Chordata; Actinopteri; Centrarchiformes; Sinipercidae. Bases 234 to 785 code for a protein of 183 amino acids. The record is from RefSeq and is a predicted model, not a curated record. Gene Ontology annotation, biological process: intracellular signal transduction.